Colletotrichum chrysophilum is the source of this 1812-nucleotide messenger RNA. RefSeq lists its product as uncharacterized. NCBI's taxonomy places the organism in Eukaryota, Fungi, Ascomycota, Sordariomycetes, Glomerellales, Glomerellaceae. Bases 1 to 1812 code for a protein of 603 amino acids. Gene Ontology annotation, biological process: transmembrane transport. Gene Ontology annotation, molecular function: transmembrane transporter activity. The record is from RefSeq and is a predicted model, not a curated record. The transcript has 3 exons.
AUGUUGUUCAAGAAGCGCCGCAAAGAAGAGGUCGCCGUGGGCUCGCCGCCGGUCGACCAGCCCGACACCAACGAUGACCUCAAGAAGGAAGCACAGCAGGAGCCGGCCAAGGAUGCCGCCGCGAAGCCCGCAGCGCCGGAGGUGCAGUAUCCCAUGGGCUUCAAGCUGUUCCUGAUCAUGUUCUCGCUGCUUGUGUCCAUGUUCCUCGUCGCAAUGGACCGUCUCAUCAUCGCCACCGCCAUCCCCCAAAUCACCGACGACUUCCACUCCGUCACCGACAUUGGCUGGUACGGCUCCGCCUACCUCCUGACCUCGUGCGCCUUCCAGCUCCUCUUCGGCAAGCUCUACGCCUUCUUCGACAUCAAGACCGUCUUCACCGUCACCGUCGUCAUCUUCGAGGUCGGCUCCGCCAUCUGCGGCUCGGCCCCCAACUCCGUCGCCUUCAUCUUCGGCCGCGCCAUCGCCGGCGUCGGCGGCGCGGGCAUCGGCUCCGGCGCCACCAUGGUCAUGGUCCACUCCGUUCCGCUGCACCGCCGCCCCAAGUACCAGGGCCUCUUUGGUGCCGUGUUUGGCGUCGCCUCCAUCGCGGGCCCGCUGCUCGGCGGCGCCUUCACGUCGUCCAGCGCGACCUGGAGGUGGUGCUUCUGGAUCAAUCUGCCGCUCGGCGUGGCGGCGCUGUUUGUUAUCUUCUUCAUCCUGAAGGCGCCCGGACGCGGCCCGGCGGGUGGGUUGCCGUUGAAGGCUAAGCUGAAGCAGCUGGACUUUGCGGGGACAGCGAUUGUUGUGCCUGGGACGGUGUGCUUGCUGCUCGCGCUGCAGUGGGGUGGCGUCGAGUACGAUUGGAACAGCGCCCGCAUAAUCGCACUCCUCGUCCUCGCCGGCGUCUUCCUCAUCACCUUCAUCGCAAUCCAGAUCCUCUUCCCCAAGACCGCCACCGUGCCCCCGCGCAUCAUCACCCAGCGCUCCAUCGGCUUCGCCGCCUUCGCCGCCCUCACCCUCGGCGCGCAGGCCAUGAUGUUCACCUACUACAUCCCCAUCUGGUUCCAGGCCAUCAAGGGCUACUCGGCCGUCGACUCCGGCAUCCGCACCCUGCCGCUCGUGCUCACGAUGAUGGUCUUCUCCGUCAUCACCGGCGGCAUCAUCACGCGCAUCGGCUACUACAGCCCCGUCAUGAUCGCCGGCAACGUCCUCAUGUGCAUCGGCGCGGGCCUCCUGACCACUUUAAGAGUGAACUCGGGCGCCGCGGCGUGGGCGGGGUACCAGGUCAUCUACGGCGUCGGGAUGGGGCUGAUCUUCCCGACGGUCAACAUCGUCGCGCAGACGGUGCUCGAGCUCAAGGACAUCUCGAUCGGGAUCAGCAUCAUGAUGUUCAUGCAGACGCUCGGCGGCGCGGUGAGCAACUCCAUCGGGCAGAGCAUCCUCAGCAACGAGCUCGUGAGCAGGCUGAGGGGUGUGCCUGGGCUUGAGGGCGUGGAUCUAAGGGGGGAUGGCGCGACGACUGUGGUUAAUCUCCCGGACGACGUCAAGGGGGCGGCGCUGGAGGCGUAUAACGAGUCGUUGAGGACGGUGUUUAUUGCGGGUGUGAGUUUGUGCUGUGCGGUGAUUAUUGGCACGGCGGGCGUGGAGUGGAAGAGUGUAAAGAAGGAGGAGCAGGCGAGGAAGAAGGCGAAGGAGGAUGCGGAGGCGGCGAAGGCUGCGGCUGGGGAUGUUGUUCUAGCUGCGGCGCCGGCGCCUGCUGUUGAGGAGAAGGUUGAGGGAGAGAAGGAAGUGAGGAAAGAUGGGGUAAGGAAAGGAGAAGAAAGGGAACGAUGA